Molecule: messenger RNA, 664 nt
Organism: Thamnophis sirtalis
Lineage: Eukaryota; Metazoa; Chordata; Lepidosauria; Squamata; Natricidae
Source: RefSeq, a predicted model, not a curated record
GAUUCCGGCUGAACCUUGCCUGCAGCCAGCAUGAGGGGACUGACAUUCCCUUCCACUUCAACCCACGCUUUGAUGGGAAGGACAAAAUUGUGCUCAACACCCGUCAGGGCGGCAAGUGGGGACACGAAGAGAUUCACAAGAUGCCCUUCCGGAAGGGCGAGCAUUUAGAAGUCAUUUUCGUUGUCAAUGAUGCCGGAUACCAGAGGUUCUGCAUCAAUCUUAAGGCUGGCCAGGAUAUCGCUCUGCACAUCAAUCCACGCAUGCAAGAGCAAACUGUCGUGCGCAACAGUUUUCUGAAUGGCAGCUGGGGUCCUGAGGAAAGGGAUGUGCCCUUUAACCCUUUCCAGCCUGGACAGGACUUUAAGGUGAGUUGGCUUUGAUUCCAGGGGUCUUCAUCAAGCAGAGAGGUCAAAAACGUCAACAUGGCGGCCACAGCUAGGCACAUGAUGCCUGGUUUCCUAUUUUAUCUGGCUCAUGGAGAUAUCUCUGGAUUUCGGAAAAGAGCCAGACAAGCGAGAAGGCAGGCAGGCAAUGGGGAGUGUAGAGAAGAUCCAGUGGGAUGCCAUCUCCCAUAAUUCCCAGCAAACAACAGCUGUGAAGAAUUGAAAUCUGAACCUCUGGAAGGAUGUUGGAACGAAUCACCCAAUAUAGGGUGGUUUUGCUC